Molecule: messenger RNA, 2210 nt
Organism: Paramacrobiotus metropolitanus
Lineage: Eukaryota; Metazoa; Tardigrada; Eutardigrada; Parachela; Macrobiotidae
Product: histone acetyltransferase KAT8-like
Exons: 2
Coding region: 265-2013 (582 amino acids)
Biological process (GO): regulation of DNA-templated transcription
Molecular function (GO): histone acetyltransferase activity
Source: RefSeq, a predicted model, not a curated record
ACAAUCUUUGAGAAAUCUGUUUUCAGUUUUUACUUUUCAUUUCUGACUUUGAGCUUCUACUUUUAUCGUUUUCUUUCGUUUUCUGGAGUUUCAGAAUUUGUCCUCAGCCACAGUUCAGUACAGUAACGUUUUGAUUCCCUAGUUGGAUGGAGACGGCCUUUUUGACGAUGUUUUUCAAAUCAACAUCGCUUCCAUUCGAUUAGCUUGUACAGCAUCCACGGAAAGUUUAAUUUCAGCGAAUCCUUCUUUUUUCUCGCGUAUUCCAUGGAGAGUCUCAACGGAGACAGUGACUCCAGAUAUUAUGGUGCUCCAGUGGAGAACGGCCACCAUAAUUAUCAAAACGGGAUCCACGAGUACGUUAACGGCACAGCCUCCCAUCAUGAAUCCAAGAACUCCUACUCGGUGGACGAGCACUUCACACGAUCUCUGUCAUACAAUGGGCCUCAGCUGCGUAACCGAUCCUUCCAGCCUCAGAUCGAUAAAGUCUACAGUAUUUUCCAGAAGGAUGGGACGACCGCCACUGGUGAGGUGCUGGCUGUACGGCAAAAUUCCCGGACCAAAGUUACGGAAUAUUUCGUCCAUUAUGAGGGACAAAAUCGACGUUUAGACGAAUGGAUUAGUCUGGAUCGCUUUCGCGAGGAUCCGGUAACCCCUGUUGCUGCAGCUGCUGCUGCUCCGCAGACGCCAGCGAUAUUGAAAAAUGAAGGAAACAAAGCUUUAGCGCCGGUCAGUGUGGUGGCUGAUUCAAGUACGCAAAAAGUCACGAGAAGCGCCAGGAGGAAAUUCGAUGAGAUGAACCACAUUCAGCCUAGUUUAGCAGACCUUUUGCCGUCACAGGCCACCCUGGAGCGUCUACAUGAAGAGCGCACCAAAGUGAAGUACAUUGACAGGAUAAUCUUUGGUCGCUACGAUAUUGAUACCUGGUAUUUCUCUCCGUAUCCGGAGGAGUACGGUCGCCGGGAAAUUCUUUACAUUUGUGAAUUUUGCAUCAAAUAUAUGAAACAUUACCAUAGUUAUCAAAACCAUGUGUGUCCUCUGAAACAUCCUCCGGGACGGCAGAUCUACAAAAAAGACAAUGUUUCCGUGUACGAAGUGGACGGUAAAGAAGCCAAAGUGUAUUGCCAGUGUCUGUGUUUGCUGGCGAAACUGUUUCUCGAUCAUAAAACACUGUACUUCGAUGUGGAAUCGUUCAUGUUCUACAUCUUGACGGAAAACGACGAGGAUGGAUGCCAUGUGGUGGGCUAUUUUUCCAAAGAAAAGGACUCCCUGGAGGGAAAUAAUUUGGCCUGUAUUAUGACACUGCCGCCAUACCAGCGCAAAGGCUAUGGGAAAUUUCUCAUUGGAUUCAGCUAUGAGUUAUCCCGUCGGGAGAAUGCCGUCGGCUCGCCGGAGAAGCCUUUAUCCGAUCUCGGAAAGUUGAGUUACCGGAGCUAUUGGUCGUGGAUGCUCUUAGAAGUACUCAAAGAUGCCACUAGUAAUCUCAGUAUUAAGGAAUUGUCGCAGGUGACAAUGUUCCACGAAAAUGACAUUAUUGAUACGCUGCAGAGUUUGAAUUUAUGCAAAUACUGGAAGGGGCAUCAUGUGUUGUGUGUUAAUACCAAGAUUGUGCAGGAAUGUCUACUGCAUGCUGAAUUCCAAAAGCCGAAAUUGUUGGUCGAUUCCAAAGCGUUGAUGGCCGACUGGAAGCCUCCUCCGAAACCGCCGCGUUUGACUAGCCGAACACUGUCUCUAUCGGAGAAGGCCAUACCUCCUGAAGCGCUACCAUCUCCGAUUGCUGAUGCGGAUGUGGUCAUGGCGGAAGACCUGGAGGAUGACCAGGAAGCCGAGCCCGAACCGGAUCCAGAUCAGGAGCCGAUGGAAUGUGAUCGCGAGGAGAUGGAUGAGGAGGAUUUGUUGGAUGAUGUUGAGGAGGGGGAGUCCAGUGACAUAGAAAAUGUGGACACGAGUGAUGCGGAGGGGGAGGAAGAGGAGCUGGAUGGUGAAUGGGAUAAGGAGUCGGGCUCGGAAGAAUGAGCGAUUGUGUAGGGGCGAUUAGCUGUAACCUGUGCAUGCUUUAUGCGCCAUGGUCGGGAGCUAUUCUGUUAAUGUUUGAUGGUGUGACACUUUUCAGUUGUCGUUAUGCGGGUAUCCGCAGCUGUUGGUUACGUAAUUAUUGCACAAUAAAUAUCAGGAAACGAAAGGUGACAGAGAUUGCCUUGGCCCGCAUUUGA